Messenger RNA from Polyodon spathula (Mississippi paddlefish), 5437 nucleotides. Its product is annotated as leucine-rich repeat-containing protein 75B-like. The record is from RefSeq and is a predicted model, not a curated record. The transcript is spliced from 4 exons. Lineage: Eukaryota; Metazoa; Chordata; Actinopteri; Acipenseriformes; Polyodontidae. Bases 52 to 1137 code for a protein of 361 amino acids.
GUUUGUUUGUUUUAUUUAAUUUUAUUUUUAAACAAUCAUAGUUCUUAAAGAAUGGGUUCUAGGUUGAGCAGACAAAGCAGUCUGCAAGACGAAACGGAAUUUUCUAAGAAAAAACGACAGCAGAGCCCCGGGGAAGCUGGGGCGAGCGGCGGCGGAGACUUCCUUUUUACAUCCCUGAUCCUGAAGUCCGACAAGCUGCCGGGAAUGCUCAAGAAAAACAACCCAGCUCCCUACACGCGAAGGGUGGGAUGGAUCCGGGAUAUCCAGGCGCUUAUACGGGAAUGCAAAGUGGAGCAGGCAGUCGACGUUAUCAAAUUACUAAGAAAGGAUUUGGGUUUGGAAGGCACUUCCCUAAAUGAUAUUCUCUACAAGAACGCAGCAUUUCUUAAUCUGGUUGAUCCCAUCUCUCAUGAGCUGCUGCUUAGCCUGGCUCGUGACAUACAGUGCCCCAAGAAGGAAUUGGACCCCUUGAAGUCUUCGGAUAAGAUAUGCAGGCAGCUGAUCUACCACCUGACCCCACACAACAAGUGGCUGCGGCAGAGCCUGCCCCGGAGAAAGUCACAGGCGUGCCUCAAAACAAUGUUACAGAAGAAAGUCUCCAGUGGCUCGGUGGACUUAUCUGGGAUUCCGCUGUCAGCACGCGACGUCCACCGGGUGGCGUACUACCUGCAGAACAACCGCGACGGGAUCGCGGCGGUGGACCUGAGCUUCACCGAGCUGCACGACGACCACCUCCUCAUGCUGCUGCCCUACCUGGGCACGCUGCCCAAACUGACCAACCUGGCGCUCAACGGCAACCGCCUGACCCUGUCCAUCAUCAAGGACCUGACCGAGGCCCUGAAGGAUGUGGGCAAGUUCCCCAGCCUCUCCUGGAUCGACCUGGGCAACAACGUGGACAUCUUCACCAUGCCACAGCCCCUGCUCGUGGCUCUGCGCAGACGCUGCAGCCUCAGGAGCAGCCUGCCGACCAUUUACGAGUACACAGAGGGGCAGGUGUAUGACUACACCCUGGAGACCUCCAUCGAGGAAGCCAGCCACUGUGGAGACGAGGAGGAAGAGGAGGAGGACCUAGACCGCUGGGCAAUGACAGAGAAGAGCGACUCCCAGAGCUUCACGCUGCAGUGCUGCGAGAGGUGAUGAUCCGGCCUCUCCUUUAAGAGCAGUUUGGAAGAAGGUUCACCUCAAUUUAAAUUAUCUGUAUUGGCAUGUCUGAGUUAGUGCCAUACAUCUGAAAGCUUGUCCCAAAAUAGCACCCUUGCUUCACAUCCAGUUUCGAUACAGCAUAGCCAGUGACUUAUCGGGUGGUUGACCGUGCUCCUGGAGGCAAGGUAGAAUUUCACUGGAGGAUGAGAGAUUUAAGAAGAGGCUCCCUUUAGAGGCAGGAGAGUCUUUGAGGGCAGAUUGUUUAGAGAGGUCCAUGAGAGAACCGCAUAGUGAUGGAGCUGCUAGAGCAGGAUUUAUCAGAGACCGAACAAGAAUUUCUACUAGGACUGAGCCUGUCUCUUGCAGGCUCGCUCUGGCUUGACAUUGUGCGUGCGUUCUGUUAAUCUCCCAACAAAAGAAAUAAAAUAAACUGAACAGACUAUUCAGGCAUCAAACUUCGCAAAGUCAAGCCUUUUUUUUUUCUAAACGUUCACUUGUGGACACCAUGCGUAUCACUUGUGUAAAUGUUCUUUAUGGUAGAACAUUGUGUGACACUAUUUUCACGUGGUCUUUGCUGUGAAAUCAAGUUAGUAAUUAUGUUUGUGUAAGGAUUUUACUGGACACUGACAAUCAAAAGUAUAUUUAACUAUAUCUUCAUAUUACCUUUUUACUUUGUCAGAUGUUAAACACAAUACACAUGAAGGUAUUCUCAUUGCAGUUCAGCAAUAUAAUGUGGGUCAGAUCUGGUUUAACAUAAUUACUUAUUGCAAAGACAGAUGUGUCUUGUUAAUUAAAAACAAAUCUAAUAAAUGGCUCUAUAGUCAGAGUACACCCCCAGAAAACUAGAUCUACAUUACCGGGAGCAGGUCCUGAAAUCUGAACCAACUGUGCUGUCAUUUUAAAAUGUGUUUUUUUUGUUUUGUUUUGUUUUUUUAAUUCUGUUUUUAGCCAUUAAUAUUGCUUUUUCAGGAAGCCUUUUAGCUCAGACACUGGAAGUGCUAAACAUUACAUUAAGCGAAUCAUUGUGUUUUUGCUGGCUCGUAUUCCAAUACCCUGUCACUGAUAACACCUUACAUCUUUAGGUGCUAGGCUGUAUCAAUGGCAUUGUUCCAUGACAAAUCUAGGAGUAACACUAUAUUCCCAGAAGUGUCAGAGUAUUUCCAGAAAGUAUAAUUGCAUAACAACCAUAAGAUAAUUAAUUAGUCAUCAUUUUUUAAUACCGCUGUAAUUUAACAGUGGGAGCAGGAAAAAUCUUAACUGCAAGAGCCCAGUUUGGCAGUGAGUGCACAAGCAAGGGCAAAUCUCACUUUUCAUAAAGUAUAAAACUAGCAAGAAACUUCAUGGUAGCUUGGAUCAGGUAUGCUACUGCUCUGCUGCUAAAUCAUGCCCGCAGUGUUACAGAGCUGGCAAGGAACAGCUAAGGUGAUUGUUGGAGCUUGUAAAUGACACUCCAGAGUUGAGGGUUUAAGGGUUUUUGAAGUACUCAGUGCUGUGGUCAAUGCUGUGUGAAUAUGACUUUGUGUUUCAGACUAUAGCACGUUGGGCUAUCUCGUGGCAAGGACAGUGGUCUGUGGGCGUUUGAUCCUGACCGGGCGUAGCAGAUUGCUGCUUCAUUAAUUGGAGAUGUUUAAAAAGGGCACGGUUUUAAAGAUCAUUUGCGGAAGGCUGAACCAUCACUUGUCACUGAUACUUGCCACUGGGGAUCACAACCCAACACUGAAAAAAAAAAAGACAGUCCUGUGUGUGUAAUAAAUCUGUAGUUGUGAAUAUAAACGAGUAAACCGUUUGAGUGUGGCAAAAGCGAAACCAUCUCCCAUCCAUGUGAGCAGUCAGUGUAUGUUUGUCAUGAACUGUAAUGCUGUAUGUACUGCGUGUAACUGUCCUGCACACAUAGCCUUGUGGUUCUAUAGCCACUCCAUGCAGUCAUUUACUUGUGUAUUUUUGAUGUCGAAAAUGGCGCGAUGGCGUUUGAAGUCCUGAUUGCCUGGCGGUGCUGCGGGAUGAAAUGAGGAUAAGUUGGGUUGCCCAUCCUUUUCAAAGCAACGACAAAAAUGAUUGGUAAGCAUGUAGCCUUUAAGCACACUUAUACAGUGAUUCCUUUGGUGCCAUCCAAACAAUAUCCAAACAAUUACAAAAAUAAUUGAAUACUUUAUUGUCCUGUCAAGGUUUGCCAAAUAGAGUAACUUAAGCAAGCUUUUUAGAGCAAAGACAUUUUGAAACUAGGAUUCAGUCUGAAUCAGCUACAGACCAAACUGUAGCAGUGUUAACCCUUAGCUGGGCUAGGAAACACAAACUCCCACACACCACCACCCAGCAAAACAGGAGACAGAGAAUUCUAAUAAUAUAUUGUCAAUCGAGAGGGGUUUUUUUAACAGCACUUUCACACUACUGUAUCUUAUAGCGGUGCUGUAAUUUUGGGCUGGAUUUCAAGUAAUGAAUAUGGAUCCAGCAACGACACCGAACCAACCUAUUAGCACAGCAGAUAUUAGUAAUGUUUCCUGUUGAAAGAAUUACACUCCAGUUAAUAUUUCAAAUACCAAAGGCAUUUAAAUAACAGUUGUACCCUAAUUAGUGUGUGUUAAGAUAGACCCCAGUGUUUAUUAAUAUUUCUGUAACCGUAUCACUUUUACAUUGCAGUUUGAAAAUGCACUAUUAUGUGGAUUAUAUAAAAAAGGGUAUUUCAUUACCGGCUGGUACUUUGUGCAAACCUUGCAUCUUGUUAUUGAUGACCUUGCUAGGAGUCGGGUGUUCACCUGUUCUGGUGCACUGUGCACAUCCAUAUUUGCACAUCAGUAAUUCAAUGUAAUGUAAUAAUGUACAGUGUCAGAGCUGUUUUGCAAAAAUACACCCCCCACCCCACCCCACAUUGGAGCUGCUUUAUUAAUUACACAAUUCAAUUAAAAAUAUAUGAAUAACAAGAACAUUUUAAACACAUAGUGGCAAAUUGCUAAUGCAUGAACUUCUACCUAAUGAUCAAUUCAAAUUGAUUUUGCUCAAUAUUGUGUAAGCCUAUGAACAAAGUUGUACUAUAAACCUGUACUCCGUAUCUCACACUACCUACAAUAUAAUAAUCCGCAAAUAAUAAUUUCUGCUUUCUGUAGCCCUGAAUCCAACCGGCAAAGAACAAAAAAGCCAAACAAAAGCAGUUUCAAAAAGUUAAUCAGUGAAACCAGUCAAGUCACGGACUCUAAUUAAACAAGAGAGACUUUCUGUUUUUUGCCACGUGAAUUUCGUCCAGGUGUCUAAAGUGUGACCGUGGGAUGGACUACAGUUUUACUUGUCUCUGUGUUUUGGGUGCCACUGUUUAAAAAAAAUAAAUAAAUAAAUCGAUAACCAUGUCUGUGAAUAUCAUUUGUGUGUAAAUAUACUACACAAAUAUAGAGCUGUUUUUAAACCCUGGUAGAUACAUAUUUUAAACUGCAUGCUGGCUGUUGUUUUUUACUCAUUAUUCUUGGUAAAUGGACUGUGUGGCAUUUCACAUGAAUGUGUCGGGGUGGCUCUAUUGAUGUUGUAAAUUAGCCUGCACAUUCAGCAGCAGAGCUUGCUCUCCUGUGUUUUCACACUGUGGCUGCAGCCCUGUGUCCAGGGUAAGGCUUUGGUGGAACUGUGUCGCAUUGUAUUUGUUUAUGUUCUGGCUAGUGCAGGGGUGGCCGAAGUUGUUGCUUCCAGUCCAGGUCUUUGUUCAAGUCCUGUUCUAGAUUGUUUAAUUGAAUCAAUUAACCCUCCAUCCACACCCUGAAGGAGCGAUCUAUCUCAUUUUAACUGCACAGCCAGGAUUGGCCACCCCUGGGCUAGAGCCUUCAUCACUGUACUGAUUAAAACUGCGUUGCAUUUUACAUUGUAGCCCAGUAGUUUUUCCAGCUCCUCGUAGACAGUAUUUUGUAACCAUAGCCACGCUGUUCAUUUGCACUCUCCUCAAGGUGCCCUUGAUUUCCAUUUUGAUGAACAGAUAACGUUUGCUACAGGAAGGGCACAGAUAUGAUAACGACAAGCGACUUCUUGCAAGCAUCUCAGCUGCAUAAAACUCUGGGGAAUAGGCUGGAGUCUGAAGCAGAAAUGCAUGCAGUAAAUACUAACUGGAGGGCUUUUACACUGCAGCCAGUGUGGUAUAGCUUACACUGGAUACAAUUCCCAGUGCUCCAGUUACGCCAGCUGAUUUCACAAGCACUACCAUUCAGCCACCAUUGUUCUUAAACAAUAUCUAUAUAUUGCAGGAAUAUUGCACACCUGUAUGGUCCAAGCUUCUUAAAGUUUGAUAUAAAAAUGGUCAUUACAAGCACAUCACCCAUAAAGC